Messenger RNA from Knipowitschia caucasica, 1608 nucleotides. NCBI's taxonomy places the organism in Eukaryota, Metazoa, Chordata, Actinopteri, Gobiiformes, Gobiidae. The record is from the annotation of a GenBank genome assembly.
AUGACACUUUCACAGCGACAUGGGCCUGGACGGGCUCGGCAGACUGAGAAGACAGGGAAGAACCAGGAGUUAGGCCUCUCCUCUGGGAUGUCCACCUCCACAGAUCGCCGAGGCAACAGGACCUCCAGGAUCAACUCUGACCACAAGAAGCCCACAGCAGCAGCUCUGAAGGGGGCCAUCCAGCUGGGUAUUGGCUACGCUGUUGGGAACCUGAGCUCCAAACCUGACCGUGAUGUUCUCAUGCAGGACUUCUCUGUGGUGGAGAGCGUCUUCCUGCCCAGUGUGGGCAGCAGUCUCACCCCUGCACACAAAUUCCCAGACUUCAGACUAAAGACAUAUGCUCCACUGGCCUUCCGCUACUUCAGAGAGCUGUUCGGGAUCAAGCCUGACGACUACCUGUACUCUCUUUGUAAAGAGCCGCUAAUCGAGUUGUCCAACCCUGGGGCCAGCAGCUCCUGGUUCUAUCUGACCAGUGACGACGAGUUCAUCAUCAAAACUGUCCAACACAAAGAGGCAGAGUUCCUCCAGAAGCUGCUGCCAGGAUACUACAUGAACUUGAACCAGAACCCUCGCACCCUGCUACCGAAGUUCUAUGGCUUGUACUGCAUCCAGUGUGGGGGGGCUACUCUGCGUCUCGUGGUCAUGAACAAUGUGCUCCCCCGCGCUCUCCACAUGCACUACAAGUACGACCUAAAGGGAUCCUCCUACAAGCGCCGGGCCAGCCGCAAGGAGAGUGCCAAGGCCUCACCCACCUUUAAAGAUCUGGACUUCAGGGACAUCCAUGAAGGACUCCACCUGCAACCAGACAACUACCAGGCCCUGAUGAAGACACUGCAGCGGGACUGUCGGGUACUGGAGAGCUUUAAGAUCAUGGAUUACAGCCUCCUCUUGGGCAUCCAUGUACUGGAGAGGCGCCCACCACUCAGAGGGGCGCGCCCCGACAGUCGUAAGCAGAAGGUGCUGUACUCCACUGCGCUGGAGUCCAUCCAGGGGACCGUCAAGGACCCUGAGCCUGUGGCCGACGAUGACACUCUGGGAGGGAUUCCUGCCAAACACAAAGACGAAAACCUGCUCAUAUUCUUAGGAAUCAUUGACAUCCUGCAGUCAUACAGAUUGAUAAAGAAGGUGGAACACUCCUGGAAGGCGCUGGUGCAUGAUGGGGACACAGUGUCAGUCCACAGGCCGGGCUUCUACGCCGACCGCUUCCUCAAGUUCAUGGGCUCAACAGUGUUCCGGAAGCUCCAGCCUCUUAAAGGCGCCUCGUCAAAGAGGAAGCGGAGCUCUCUGCACACGGCCAAUUCUGCAUCUCAUGAGGUUCUGUCCACUCUGCGAGACGAGAAGAGGAGUGAGAAGAAGGCCCAGAGCAUGGAGCAGCUGGAUUCUCACUUCUCCAGUUCUGGUCCCCAGCUGGACCUGGUGCUCAGAUCCACUGUGACGUUCCAGUGCAGGGAUGACCCAGAGGACAGUGAGGAGCGGCGUGACUCCAGUUCCACCAUCGCACUGGACGAGCCCCUGGCUUCUAUGAGCUGCAGUCAAUCUGAUCAAGAGCUGGACGUCUACCUGGUCAGACACUGUGAGAAGAGUGUUGGCGUCCCAGCACAUCCCUGA